GGGCCCCGCCCCCUCUUGGUGGUCCCGCGCGCUGAUUGGCCGUCGACCUUCAAACUGGAGGCGCGUGCUCAACGGUUACCGCGCGCGCGCGCUCUCCACAAACUUCCUCCACUCACGGCCAAGUGCACAGUAACCACUAACUACUACUAUUAACAACUACCACUACUACACACACGGUCACCUGCACAGUAACCACUAACAACUACCACUAACAACUACUACUAUUAACAGCUACCACUAACUACUAUUAAUAACUACCACUAACAACUACCACUACUACACACACGGUCACCUGCACAGUAACCACUAACAACUACUACUAACAACUGCCACUAACAACUACUACACAGUACCACUGACAACUACCACUACUACACACACACGUUUCACCUCCACAGUACCACGACUACUACACACACGUGGACUAACACACGUUUCACCUCCACAGUACCACCUGUUACAGUACUACACACACGUGGACUAACACAGUCACCUCCACAGUACCACCUGUUACACAGUACUACACACGCGGCUUUGCACUUCAAGGAGAGAUCACUCACAUCGCCAUUCUCCGUCUCACCACCACCACCACCUCAGAGCGACGUGGAAGUGAAAGUGUGAAGAGAGUGGGAACCCCUACAAAGAUCCACGACUUCUCUACGACUGCUACUACUCGACACAAGCAUGGAGUGCAUGGAUGAGUUUGACCCCGAGGUGCCGCUGCGCGUCACCUACUGCCACACGCUGAGCCAGGAGGAGUUUGAGGAGCAAGGCUCGGCGCACACGAGCGCCGCGCUCGCUGAGCUGAUCCGCACGCUGGCGCAGCAUCCGCAGCUACACGCUCGCACGCUCAGGCGCCGACGGCAGGAGCAGGCCGAGGAGGCGGGCGUCUUUUCGUUCAUCAAGGCCAAGUUCUGCUUGCUGGUUCAAGGGGAGAACAACGAAUGCAGUACCGUGGGCGAUGAGGAGCUGCAGAGGGAGAUCGAGGCCCUUCGCGAGCAGAUGAAUCAAGCCUUCCAGUACGCGCAAGAGGCCAAGGACGGCAGACGAAGAUUCUCCAAGCGGCUCGCAGAAAAGCAGAGGAACUGCAUGCCCCCUCCCCCCACAACCCCUCCCCCCACAGCCCUUCCCCCCUUAGCCCCUCCCCCCACAGCCCCACCGCCUCCAGCCCCUCCCCUGCCCAAGGCUCAAGUACCUCUGAAGGAGAGGACCAAUCCCAUGGCGAAUGCAGUUGCUCAGACCCCAGAGCUGCUGAAGAGCUACGGUCUGACGAGCCUCAACAAAAAACGCAGUGUAGGGGAUGCAAAGACGUCGCGCAACGCCGGUGAAAGUCUGGCUGUGUGCGCCGCAUCAAACUGGCAAGACGAGCUGGUGUCGUCUUUAAGGAGCAAGAGGUUGAAGACAACCGGUGCAGUCAGGUCUCCAGGUGGCACUCCGGUGAAUGCGGCGGUGAAGGGGAGAGACUCCAUUAACAAUCAUAUGUCUCCUGCCUCCACGAUCAAGGCUGCGCUGAUUACCAAGUUCCAAAAAGUGUCGUCUCCUGCCAGCUCAGAUCGGUCCUGGUACAGUCUCAACGGCAGCUUCCUGUGAGCCAACACCACCACGGGCAGCGUCAGGGCUUAGGGCCUUGGGCUCCCGCAUAUUUUUACACUGCGAGUUGCGUUGAACGGCGUGGAUAUUGCAAAACGAAAAGAGUGCGGCAUCCUCAUGUGUGUUCUACGAGAUGUGGCUCCGAUCAGCUCCGUAUUCUUGAUUUUACUGUAAUGCUGUGCAUCUUCUUAAGGAUGAAUUGAACAUCUGAACGGAUUUUUUUAGUUUUUUGGGAAUUGUCAAAUUCUGCCAUUAGUCUGUAUGUGUCUUUGUUACAUAAAUGUCAAGAAAGAAUUAAAGCUUUCGUGACUGCAUAAAUUACUCAUUGGUUUUUUAGGUAAAGUCACGUAUGUAGAAAUACCACAAAAUGAUAUUAAAACA
This is a messenger RNA of Petromyzon marinus (sea lamprey), 1971 nucleotides long. RefSeq lists its product as uncharacterized. Lineage: Eukaryota; Metazoa; Chordata; Hyperoartia; Petromyzontiformes; Petromyzontidae. The record is from RefSeq and is a predicted model, not a curated record.